GAAGAACCGGAAGUAGCCUGAACAUGGCGGCGUCCGUCAUGUCUGUAUGGUGACCGUGACAAGUGAUGUCCUGAUAUCUGAUCGCUGACUUUUCUGGAACUAAACUGAACACUCUGUUCCCAGAAAUGGCUCUCCGUGUCAAACCGGGGGCUUCAUCGUUACUUCGAACUGUUUCUCUUAAAGACGUGGAACGGUUUUCUGCACGUGGAGGAACCAGCCCCCAGAUCCACAGGAACUUCAGUACCAGUCGGUGUGUCACAGCUAAGGCUCCCCCUGUCCGCAAGCCCCGGGAGAGAGUAGAGAUUCCCGGACUAGACGCGGUCACAUACAGUGAAAGGAUGCACUAUGUACCUGGACUGGCAAAGCCCGUCAACCCUCACUGGGAGAGAGACUACAAGGACCCUUGGCAUUACAGGACCCCCCCUGUCCACCAGAUGGCGCUACACAAAGACAAACCGUGCUAUAUAUACAACCAGAGGACCAGCGCACUGGAAGGUGAGCGUCAGGCUCUGUGGUUGACUAAAGCCAAGAUGAUGUCUGGUCUGCCGCCUCAGCUGCUCCAACUUGCAGAGAGUCCUGCCAAUCAGAUCACUGAUCAGGAUGAGCGUGUGAAGAAUGCAAUCAAGCAUGCACGCUUCUGGGACACGACUGAGGAGAGACCACACAGGCAGAAAUACAGCAAAACUUUACUCCUCAACCUGCUCCAUCUGUGUGCAGCUCUACAAGACAGACACUCAGCGAUUGGAAAGAGAAUUCUUGCUGAGAAGUACUCAUUGGCAGCUACGUGGAAAAGAGGUGAUGAUCUCUUCCAGAUCAGGGGUCAGAACGGUUUGCUCCUUAACAGCAUAGAUCCUAUCCCAGAGGUUUCUGUGAAGCAGGAGGUGAGCAGCACAGUAGAUGAUGUCCUGGAAACCUUCCAUCCUGUCUCCCCUACUAUUGACCUGCAGAAAGUCCACGUUUAUAAGGAGGAAGCCAACUGCUCAGGAUUCCGGGACGACUACCCCUAUCGUCAUGCCCACACUCUUUUCUUCCCAGAGGGAGGUGACGAUGGGUGUAAACUCCUCCCAGAACAGUUCAGAGCCAAGAUGCUCAUGUUCUCCUUUGGGAAUGCUUUGGCCCGAGCACACAGACUGUAUGGGACCCAGCCCCAGCAUAUGUUGGAUCAUCCCAUAACAGUACAAGCUGUGGGGACCAAUGGGAGGCUAUUCCAGUUCAUGGUAUUCCAGCUGAACACCACAGAUCUCUCAGGAGAUGACGGCAUCAAGAACCAGGUGUGGCUGGAUAAGGAUGUUGAGCUCUAUGAUUUUGCAAAAGUCCGACCACUAAUGAAGAAAAAGCAAGUGAAGGUUCCUGCUGGACUGGCAGGAUACAAGCCGGAGACAUUCAGCAAGUUCCUGGCCCUGUAUCUGCACGGAGCUGUUUAGAGUACCAGCGGCCGUGCCGUCAGCACUGAUGUAUGUGUCUGUAUGUUUCUGUGUGGACACUCUGAGCAGUGAAUUAGGAUUUUAAUAAAUAUAUUUGUCAUUCAUGCCAGAAUGUUUCCUGCAAUAAACAAGUUUACUUCAUGUCAACUCUGUCAAGAUGUUUUGAACAGCCUAAAACUGUAAAAUUCAAUAAACAUACUGGCUCUG
Cheilinus undulatus (humphead wrasse) is the source of this 1631-nucleotide messenger RNA. RefSeq names its product mitochondrial ribosomal protein L37 (gene mrpl37). Gene Ontology annotation, molecular function: structural constituent of ribosome. Gene Ontology annotation, cellular component: mitochondrion; ribosome. Lineage: Eukaryota; Metazoa; Chordata; Actinopteri; Labriformes; Labridae. The record is from RefSeq and is a predicted model, not a curated record. Bases 126 to 1424 code for a protein of 432 amino acids. The transcript is spliced from 8 exons. Gene Ontology annotation, biological process: translation.